Messenger RNA from Tricharina praecox, 1883 nucleotides. RefSeq lists its product as uncharacterized. Gene Ontology annotation, biological process: carbohydrate derivative metabolic process. The record is from RefSeq and is a predicted model, not a curated record. The coding region runs from base 164 to 1753 and encodes 529 amino acids. Gene Ontology annotation, molecular function: carbohydrate derivative binding. The transcript has 2 exons. Lineage: Eukaryota; Fungi; Ascomycota; Pezizomycetes; Pezizales; Pyronemataceae.
CGUCCGUACCGAUAACCACCCACCAUACAUAAGGUCGAAGGAAAGUCAUAGCUUUCUCGGCAACUAAAAAAAAAGGAAACGAAAAAGAAAAGACCAAAAAAUCAAUUAAGCCCUCUACGGGGGUUUUUCCUUCCUUCCUUCCUCCCCCUCCCCUCCUCCAGCCAUGUAUUCCUCGAAUCGCCUCCUCCACCACCUUGCCGGCGUCAAUGCGCUCUUGGAUGACGGAAGCGGCUCGGCUCCGCCGUCGGCAGCGCCGCCAAUACUCCCAUCAUUGUCCCUUCCCGCAGCAGCGCAAUUCCAAAUCCGCCCAAUCCUGACACCUCCAUUUUCCGACGGAGGAGGGGGAGGAGCGGCGACACUUGCUUUCCCGACCACACCGCCGACCACUCAUGACUCGGACCUCGACCCGCGAGCGGCAAAGAUCCUGUCGACGGCCACCCACGUCCUGUCGACCGAGGCCACCGCGCUGUCGUGUCUCUCGCGGCUGUACGCAACGGAUCCGUUGUGCCGCGAGGGCUUCGUGCGGGCGGUCGAGGCCAUCGUCGAGUCGCAGGAGAAGGGCGGUAAGAUCAUUGUGAUCGGGGUGGGCAAGAGCGGCAAGAUUGGCGACAAGUUGGUUGCGUCGAUGAAUUCGUUGGGGCUCAUGAGUAUAUUUCUGAACCCUGUUGAGGCUCUUCACGGGGAUCUCGGCAUUGUUAGACGAAAUGAUGUACUCCUUCUGAUCACCUUCUCUGGGAAGACGCCUGAGCUGCUGAACCUGCUGCCGCACCUGCCCGCGGAGCUCCCCCUCAUUGCGUUAACUUCCCACACGUCCUACCACACCUUGCCCCUCGUCGGGGAUCGCGAUAAUACCAUCCUACUCCCCACCCCAAUCCCCGAGUCCGAAGUAGCCAGUUUCGGAAUCGCUGCCCCAACCACUUCCACAACAGUCACGAUGGCCUUGGGAGACGCUUUGGCGCUCGCAUCGGCCGACCGACUGCACAGCUGCACCGGGGAGGGGGAAUCAGGGAGCGGCCCGCGCGAGGUCUUCCGGAGAAAUCACCCGGGUGGUGCCAUUGGCAUUGCCAACAACCUUAUGAAGGACAAGGGAGGUGUCGAACGAAUACGGGCGCUUGCCGUUUGCUGGGCGGACAUACCGAUUGCCGACGAGCAAGGAAUCAUAACCGGCAAUUCUGCAACCACCGGCCAACCACCACCCUCACCGGUAAUAUCCGAGACGUCUUCGGAAACCGAGAUUGAUCUCGUGGACUGGGACUGCAGCAGCGGAGCGGAUGUGGGAGUAGUUGCAGGAAACCCUGGCAACAACAACAGCAAUAACGACAGCAACAAAACCGCAAACAACCGCAAACGCAGCAGUAGCAGCAGCAUCGGCAAUAGAGGUUGCGCUGCCCGCGGAGCUCCACAUUACCCCUGCGGUUUGCGGGUGCUCGAUUGCCUGCUCAUCGCCGUCAAAAGUCCCAAGGGUUGGCUACGAACCACUGACGGGGGCUUGAUCCCGCCCAAGAAACUCAUGGCCGCCUCCCACCACCACCUCUACGCUGAGGUGAACACGCCCGAGCUCGGUCUGGUGGUGGAUGUGAACGACCUGAUCAAGGUGCCGGCCGAGUCUUCCAUGAAGGAGGUAGCGAGGGUCCUGUACUCGAGGAGAUCACUUGGGGAGCUUACCGACGACACGGCGAUCGUUAUCAUCGAGAACGGCAAGGCCCAUGGCGUCCUCGAAGUGGGGGAUGUGAUCCGGCAUGGUGGCCUUUGAUUCAUUUUUGCCUUAUUUUGGGGGGUUUCGAGCCCUGUGUGUUUAUCUCCUUUGGGUUGGUGUCAGCUACACUUUAAUAUUGCUCCCUUUCUCUCUGUUUACUUCUGUUUGGGUAAUGGUUUCUGGCGUG